This is a messenger RNA of Nannospalax galili (Upper Galilee mountains blind mole rat), 552 nucleotides long. RefSeq names its product epithelial mitogen (gene Epgn). The record is from RefSeq and is a predicted model, not a curated record. The transcript is spliced from 5 exons. Gene Ontology annotation, biological process: epidermal growth factor receptor signaling pathway; positive regulation of cell population proliferation; positive regulation of mitotic nuclear division. The coding region runs from base 88 to 552 and encodes 154 amino acids. Lineage: Eukaryota; Metazoa; Chordata; Mammalia; Rodentia; Spalacidae.
AUGGAAGAAAGACUCAGAGAGCGCAAUAAAAACCCUCCACCCGUCAGUCUAGGAGGACAGAGAAGGAAACUUUAGCAACCGCAGGAUAUGGCUCUGGGAGUUCCAAUAUUAGUCUACCUUCUGUUCAAAGCAGUGACUGCCGUGCUGACUGAAGACGCAGCAAUGACUACGCGGCCUCCAAGCACAUCCCAGCAGAGUAACUGGACAGCUAACACUACCGAAGCUGACUACAUUGAAGGACCUAUAGCCCUGAAGUUCUCCCACCCUUGUCUGGAAGACCAUAAUAGUUACUGCAUUAACGGUGUGUGUGCAUUCCACCAUGAGCUGAGGAAAGCCAUCUGCAGAUGCUUUACUGGUUAUACUGGAGAAAGGUGUGAGCACUUGACCUUGACUUCUUAUGCUGUGGAUUCUUAUGAAAAGUACAUUGCAAUUGGGAUUGGCGUUGGAUUGCUAAUAAGCGCUUUUCUUGCUAUCUUUUACUGCUAUGUAAGAAAGAGGUGUCUAAAUCUGAAAUCACCUUACAACAUCUGCUCUGGAGGGAGACCACUGUGA